UUUGGGCACCCUAGGAUAGUGCCUUUUUCUCCUUCCCUCCUCACCUUUUACCACCUUAGCUUAGCACCUCUCUUGUAAAGAACUCAAUCCUACAGACCAGUUUACAGAAUCAGAUUCAAUCCAAAGGAAAGCGUGCGAGAUGAUGGUUCCCCACAAAAGAUCAAGAUUGCCUUUCUGGCUAUUUAUUAGACUACAGCUCAUGAUUUUUGUAGUAUACGGAGUAAUAGAAUUGACAAAUAUCUGAAAGGGCAGUAGCAGUUGAGGUACAAUGGACAUGGGGUUGGGGGCAAGAACCAUCAACUUUACGAAUGAGACAUUGCACACUUGUGGGCAUGGUGGGUUUUGUUGUGCAGAGCUAGUGGGAAGGGGAGGGAGUGGUUUCUGGACACUGGGUUCCUGAAAUCUGGGAGAGAUGUCAAGUAUAGUGUGGUUCAGGAGGGAUCUAAGGGUGGAAGACAACCCUGCUUUGGCUGCUGGGGUUAGGGCAGGGGCAGUUGUGGCAGUCUACAUAUGGGCUCCUGAAGAAGAAGGGCACUAUUAUCCUGGAAGGGUAUCAAGAUGGUGGCUUAAGCAAAGCUUGGCUGAUCUUGACUCCUCUUUGAGGAGCCUUGGGACUACCCUUAUCACUAAGAGGUCCACUGAUAGUGUCUCUUCUCUCCUUGAAGUUAUCAAGUCUACUGGUGCCGCUCACCUUUUCUUCAAUCACUUAUAUGAUCCAUUGUCCCUUGUUAGGGAUCACCGAGCAAAGGAUAUUUUAACUGCCCAAGGAGUGACCGUGCGAUCAUUCAAUGCCGACUUGCUUUAUGAGCCUUGGGAAGUUGUUGAUGGCGAAGGGCGCCCUUUCACAACCUUUGCAGGCUUCUGGGACAGGUGCCUUAACAUGCCUUAUGAUCCAGAGGCUCCACUUCUCCCUCCUAAACGGGUCAUUUCUGGUGAUGUCUCGAGAUGUCCUUCGGAAAACUUGGUAUUUGAAGAUGAGUCCGAGAAAGGAAGCAACGCUCUUCUUGCGCGAGCAUGGUCGCCAGGGUGGAGGAAUGCUGACAAGGCACUAACAGUAUUCCUAAACGGGGCAUUGAUCGAGUACUCAAAGAACCGAAGGAAAGCCGACAGCGCAACAACCUCGUUUCUCUCCCCACAUUUGCACUUUGGGGAAGUGAGUGUCCGAAAGGUGUUCCACCUCGUCCGCAUGAAACAAGUCCUAUGGAGGAACGAAGGAAACCGAGGGGGAGAAGAGAGCGUUAACCUGUUCCUCGAGUCUAUAGGGUUGCGAGAGUACUCAAGGUAUAUGAGCUUUAACCAUCCCUAUAGCCAUGAAAGGCCACUUCUAGGACAUUUGAGGCACUUCCCUUGGGUGAUCAGCGAGGAGUACUUUAAGGCGUGGAGGCAAGGGAGGACGGGGUACCCUUUGGUGGACGCGGGCAUGAGGGAAAUAUGGGCCACCGGGUGGUUACAUGACCGGAUACGGGUUGUGGUGUCUAGUUUCUUUGUCAAGGUGUUGCAGCUCCCAUGGAGAUGGGGAAUGAAGUACUUCUGGGAUACCCUUUUGGAUGCAGAUCUUGAGAGUGAUGCUCUUGGUUGGCAAUAUAUCUCCGGUUCCCUUCCCGAUGGACGCGAAUUGGACCGCAUUGAUAAUCCCCAGUUUGAAGGUUACAAAUGCGACCCUAAUGGGGAGUACGUGCGCCGUUGGCUUCCAGAACUUUCCAGGCUUCCCACGGAGUGGAUACACCACCCGUGGGACGCCCCGGAAUCCGUUCUGCAAGCAGCGGGCAUCGAGCUCGGAUCCAAUUACCCCCUCCCGCUCGUCGGGAUUGACGCUGCAAAUACCCGACUGCAAGAGGCGGUGGCGACAAUGUGGCAGCUUGAAGCCGCCUCGAGGGCAGCGGUCGAAAACGGCGUGGAGGAGGGACACGGCGACUCCGCCGAGUUCUCCCCCAUUGCCUUCCCUCAAGACAUGAUGCAUAUGGAGACAACCGCCGAACCGCCGCCGCCAAGGAACAACAACAACAACCAGGCGGCGACUGCAACCUUAGUCGUCGGUGAUUACACGGACCAGAUGGUCCCCAGCAUGACGUCUCUAUCCCGAGAUAGCUCAAUGCAUCUCGGGAAUCGAGACGAGGACAACAGAGCAGAAGUCCCGAGAAACGACAACCGGACAGGCCAAAGGCGCCCCAUGCCGCCGCCGCCGCCAACGCAACACCAGUGGAGGGAUACCGAGGACUCCUCCACGGCCGAUUCUUCCAACAGCAGCCGUGGCGUCGUUCCCGUGUGGUCCCCUCCUAGCAACAAUUACUCGGGGGGCGACGACACGGGCGCGGGCCCUUCUUUUCUGCAGAGGCCACUCCAGCUUUUGAACAACUGGCAACGGCUGUCUCAGACAGGGUGAUGUAUGAAGAAGAUUGUAAUGCCAAGAUGAUUUGUUUAGUUAAUCUUGAUGAUGAAGAGAAUUAUCCGAAAGCAGUGGUAUAUUAUUCUACUAAUAUCUUGAAAAUUUGAAAUUCAUCAAAAAAUGGAUGUGUAAUAAUUUCAUGUUUUUGAAUGAACGUAGCAGGUAUAUACCAUGCAUAUAAACUAAUGUUGAUUAAUGUUUGUAGUUUGUGCCUUUUCGUUACUUAAAAGUAUUAUUUUCAAGGUGUUAUUGUAUCCAAACUCGACCUAGUACUAAUUUGGGUUUA
Messenger RNA from Cuscuta campestris, 2672 nucleotides. The record is from the annotation of a GenBank genome assembly. Lineage: Eukaryota; Viridiplantae; Streptophyta; Magnoliopsida; Solanales; Convolvulaceae.